This is a messenger RNA of Drosophila persimilis, 1764 nucleotides long. Its product is annotated as splicing factor, arginine/serine-rich 15. The record is from RefSeq and is a predicted model, not a curated record. The transcript has a single exon. NCBI's taxonomy places the organism in Eukaryota, Metazoa, Arthropoda, Insecta, Diptera, Drosophilidae. The coding region runs from base 14 to 1528 and encodes 504 amino acids.
UUGAACUCCAAAAAUGUCUAAAAACGACGUUACGGAGGAAGAUUCUGGACAGAAGAGAUCGAAAAACAACGAGAAUGAUGAUGCUGCUGAUUUUGAUGCAUCAAAAUCGUUGACAAUGUCAUUCUUGGACUGGAAAAAAUGCAAGGAAGCCCUCAGGCCAGAUGCAACACAGCGAAACAACAGCAGCGGACGUAAACAAUGGUCCCAGAACGACAACAGAAACUUCAACAGUGGAAAUGUGAACCAAUGGAGCAACCACCAGGACAGAAACAAUAUUCCACCGCUCAGUCGACCGCCACCGCUGCCCUUGCAGUUGAUGUCAAUGGGUCUGGGGUUUGGAAGUAAUUUCGGAUCGGGUCCUUGCAACGGCCCCCCACCACCCAAUAUGCCCAACUGCAAUAUGGGAAACAUGGUAAUGGGCAUGGGUGGGCCAGGUGGACCAGGCCCUGGACCUGGAGCGCGCCGAAAUAAUGGCAACAUUCAAGGGCCACUGCAACCACCUCCUUUUUGGGAUGACAUGAUGUCGCCCAAUCAUCGACCGCCCAUCCAGCCGCCAAUGCCCAAGUGCCCUAGUCUCUGGAACCUUGUGCCCAAGGAUAAGGGCCAGCGGCAGAACCGCACCAACCAGACACCCAACAAGAAGUACAAGCUAAACAGCAACAGCAAAAACGUGGCCAAGGAUACGUACCUGAUGCCUCCGCCACCCCCGCCGCCGCCGCCUCCGCCAUCUGAUGGUGACACUAACAGCAACGCCAACGUCAACAAGGACGCUUCCACAUCGAACGGCGGACAGCCAACGAAAAAGAAGCGAAGCGGUGCCUUUAUUCAAAUCAACGGACAGUGGAUACAAAAACCGGAGGCACCUCUGCCCCUCGAAGAUUCGCCGCCUGGCACGAAAGAGGAUCGUCAGCGUCAGUGGAAAGAGUAUCGCCAGGCGAUGAAGCCGUUCAAGAAUCGCGAAUUCCACAACUGGAAGAGAACUGUACAGCGACUGGGCAAGCUGCCGCGCGAGGAACUCGACGAACAGCAAUUGGAGCGGCUGCAAAAGGCCGAGGAGUACAUUGGCGCCCACAAGGCAAUGCUGACCAUCAAGCAUGCCGAGCGCUGGGUGCAGCAGGACAAUCAGAAAAGCAAUGAUUCCGACAAGACCCAGGUCUAUGUGCGUCGCCAGGGCACGCCGAGUUUUUGGGACAAAUCGAAGCAGAGGCAAGGCCAGGCCAGCAAUGGAUUCCAGCCAGGGCAGCAGCUGGACAGUGAGCCCAAGAAGCCAUUCGUAGCCACUGGCCGGGCGAUCAAGGGCGGCUUUCCGAUGGAUUCCCAGUCGCAGGUGCAGUCCCAGCCGCAGACAAUGCCCAUGGGACAAUAUAAUUCACAACAUCAGCAGCGGGAAAACAACUACAACAGCGGCAGCGCCAUUAGCAGCAGUAAUUCGUUUGGAAUGGUAUCCAACACGAGCAGGCCGAACUCCUCAUAUUACAGCAACUACAGCAAUAGCUUCGUGAAGGGCGACAUGGUGCUGCCCCCCUAGAACAGUUGCCAGCCAGUGAGCUGGAGCGAGGGCUUUACCUAGUUAACCGAUUGGCACCGCACCGCACCACCACCGAUUGCGACGGCAACUUCGAUACGAACACGGCACCGGAUAAGACCCGAGAGGAUAACCCCAGGAGAGUACACAAGGUCGGCGGGUAGAUACACGGGUCACUGCCCCGACAGCAGCAGUAUUUGUAUUCAGAUAAAUGUAACAAAAUCUCAUCCUAAAACUAA